Messenger RNA from Ordospora colligata OC4, 543 nucleotides. RefSeq names its product Rho-like GTPase. The coding region runs from base 1 to 543 and encodes 180 amino acids. Lineage: Eukaryota; Fungi; Microsporidia; Ordosporidae. Gene Ontology annotation, molecular function: GTP binding; GTPase activity. The transcript has a single exon. Gene Ontology annotation, biological process: small GTPase-mediated signal transduction. The record is from RefSeq and is a predicted model, not a curated record.
AUGGAAACCGUAAAAUGUGUCCUUGUAGGAGAUCCGUCGGUGGGCAAGAGCUGGCUCAUAACUACAUAUAUAACAGGCAAGAACCCUGAAGGAUACAUCCCCACUCUUUUCGACAAGUCAAGCAAGGAGGUGGCCAGAGAUGGUCAGACGUACAGUAUAACACUGUGGGACACCGCAGGAAGCGACGAAUACAAAAAUCUACGUGGACAAUUUUUACAGGAAGCUGAUGUGUUUUUGAUAUGCUAUGCAGUUAACAGUCCCACUUCGUUUAGAAAUACACGAGCAUGGAUUGAAGAGCUUUCUAAAUACAAUGUUCCGAUGAUUCUUUGUGGAACAAAAUGCGAUGUUGUUGAUGGCGAACUGGUCGAUAAGGCACAUCCAGAGACAUUGAAAAAUGAAUACAAUCUGUACGCAUCAAUAGAAUGCUCAUCUCUCGAGCUCAUAAACGUAAACAAGGUAUUCUGUGUUGCACUCGAUGCAGUCUUGAAAACAAGACGCUCCAGAACAGAGUCUAUUUGGCUAUGCUGCUGCAAGUGUAUCUGA